Messenger RNA from Prunus avium (sweet cherry), 2308 nucleotides. Its product is annotated as Pyridoxal-5'-phosphate-dependent enzyme family protein. The record is from RefSeq and is a predicted model, not a curated record. Lineage: Eukaryota; Viridiplantae; Streptophyta; Magnoliopsida; Rosales; Rosaceae. Gene Ontology annotation, molecular function: D-cysteine desulfhydrase activity.
AGGCCUAUUGGGUAAGUUCAGUACUCGAAGCAGACAUGGUGGAUAAUUCGUCGUGCCCAGUAUCGUUGGAUUUGGUUCUGGCUGGGACUUCUUCAAGGAAUCAAGCGAUUCAAUGUUAUUGCUUACCUUCAACAUAUGGAAGCUCUGGUUCGCAAAAUAGCGCUCUCGCUGAAUAGAACAAGCGAGUCCGACACAGCGCAAACCAGUUUCUUCUUCUUCUUCACCUGCGUCGUGAUAUCUCGGUGCAGCGUGUAUCGACUCUGCACACAAUUCUGCCAUUGACCUUCACGACGGAUUUGAUUGCAGGAGUGAGAAGCACUUGAAAUAUUUAUCCAUUCUGAGGGCGCCAUCCAUGUGGGUCUUGAUUGCAAGAGUGAAUUUCUUGUUUCUGAUGAUGCUUUCAGGCCACCUGAAAUUACAGAGCCUGUGAAUGUUGUGAACAACAUGGUCAUCAACCAAUUGAACGACUCUGUUUGUACUUGAAGUGGGCUUUGUGGGUUUUCAAUCGUGGAUAUCAACGACAUCACAGAUUCCUGAACCCAAACGCACGAAAGUCUUGAGAGAUUUUCCCUUGUUUGGAGGUCAAAACAACUUGGGUAGGCAGCCAUGCAUAAUUUCAGAGUUUAAGCUGAUGGUGUAAUCAUGGUUGGUUAGCUUAGCUGCUUGCUUCAGUGUAAAUGCCUUUUUUUCUUGGAUGCUGGAAGUGCCUCUUAUAAUUGGCUAAGUAGCAAGAUGUGGUGUCAUCAAAUGCUCUGCAAAUGCUCUGUCUUCCAAAGUCUGGUUCAGUCCUAGCCAGCUCAGUCUAACAAUCCAACCCCAAUUCAGUCUUGUCCAAUCUGGCUCACCAAACAGGGCCUAAGGAGUAUGAAAGUUGAAGGCUUUCCCAGUAAAAGCACCAUUUCAGCAAUCAAACGCGGCUUUCAGAGUCAGUGUGUUUCCAAUGUCAAAUUGGAUGGUGAAGAUUUUGUGUCAAAAUUGCUUGAUAGAAGAUGGACAUUGCCCCACCCAGAUGCCAAAAUUCACCAAGUAAUGCUCUCCACUAGCAAAGUAUCACAACCAGGCAGAGCCUUCUCUGAUGUUUCCUUCUUCAACAAAAUUAACCCUUCUUUUAGUCAUGGUUUGAUGGACAAGGACGAUCGGGAACCUUCUUUCUUUAUUGUGAGGGAUGACCUGUUGCAUCCGUUGAUAAAUGGUAAUAAAGCUAGAAAAUUGGAUGGAUUGAUUCCCCUUGUCGAAGAUCACUCAGUGACUCAUGUGGUCACUUGUGGAGGUUGUCAAAGUGCACAUGCGGCAGCUGUUGCUGUUUCAUGUUCAGAGAGAGGAUUAAAAUCACAUUUACUUCUACGAGGAGAGCAACCUGAAAUACUGACAGGCUAUAACUUGAUUUCAACAAUAUAUGGAAAUGUCACAUAUGUUCCAAGAUCUCUUUAUGCCAAUAGGGAAAUGAUGUUAAAGAGCCAUGCUGAUUAUUUGGCAGGCAGCAUUGGUAGUGUCAUAUGGUUUGAUGAUAUUUUGAAGGCUUCUUUGAGUGAAAAUGAUGGUGCUCUGAGCUUUUUGCAAAAGGAUGCUCAUAGAAGUGACCAUCCUCGGAAAAUCGUAAUUGUUAACGAAGGUGCAGGAGAUGUUGUAGCAUUACUAGGCCUGAUUCGCCUAGUGCAGUACUUAUCCCAGAAUCACAUACUUGGGAAAGAAAGGCCCUUGAAGCUUGUUGUAGAUGCUGGAACUGGGACAACAGCUGUUGGCUUAGGACUUGGAGCCAUAUGUUUGGGGCUCCCAUGGGAGGUAACUGCAGUGAUGCUGGCUGAUACAAUUGAUGGGUAUAGAAGUCAAGAGAAGCGUUUGAUUUCCGAUUUCAAGAGGCAUUUUGGUCUUCAAAUUGACCACUGCUUUGAUGAAAUAGAUAGAGGACUUGUGCAUUGGGUAGAACGUUGCCAUCCAAGAAAGUUUGGCAAUGUUUUAGAAGGGGAGGUCGAGGCAUGUCAACACAUUGCACAACAAACUGGUAUAUUAGUGGAUCCAGUGUAUACACUUGCUGCGUGGGAGAUGUCAAUGGUCCUUCGUGAACAGGAAGCAGAAGGAGGUGCAACAGUGGUGAUGCUUCACACUGGAGGCACUCUAGGCAUGUUUGGAUUAGCACAGAGAUACAAAUCUUACUUCUCUAACCUCAAAGCUGGGCUUUCCAACUAAACAGGUAGCUGAGUUCACUGGAUUCAUUUGAACAGUUCAAAUUCAUACAUUUGUAUCUCCAUUCAACUUUCAAUUGAUUUUGAGAAAUUAUAGUGAAAUAUUCUUUAAGGUUACAUGUCAA